This is a messenger RNA of Colletotrichum godetiae, 1180 nucleotides long. RefSeq lists its product as uncharacterized. The coding region runs from base 179 to 1084 and encodes 301 amino acids. The transcript has 3 exons. The record is from RefSeq and is a predicted model, not a curated record. NCBI's taxonomy places the organism in Eukaryota, Fungi, Ascomycota, Sordariomycetes, Glomerellales, Glomerellaceae.
GGGGUUCGACCGGUUCAUGGAGUCGGGAUGCCGUAAGCACAAUGAAUGAUAUAAGGACUUCAGUCGACUUCCCUUUAGUUUGCACAGGCUAAUCUCAAGUUUCUUCCUACUCAAGGUGUUGCUCUGCCAACUUUCAUUCUCUCCCCUACUCGACUGAAACGUCGACAGAAGUUACAAGAUGUCAGCCGCCGACAUGGAUCCCGCGCAGCGUCUCAAAGAUCGGAAGCCGAUCCCGAAGCCCGUUCCGGCUUAUCUCCCGACCGCCGGCUCGGUGCUCACCGUCGAUAAGGAGUUGUACGGAUCAGCGCAACAGGCGAAGCGAGUGUUGGUCGAAGAAUUUACACUGCCGAUCCGGUCCGGAAGAGCAUGGAAAGCACCCGCCGGAUCAAUCGUGAGGAUUAGCACCCCAGAGGGUCCUCAAGUCGGUGACUUGAACAUUUGGAACGCGCACAACCCCCGCGAACGCUUCUGGGCGAGCCGCACGAAGCAACUCCACGCCAGCCACGUUUCGACAGGCGACCGGCUCUGGUCUAAUUUACCUUACAUGCGACCCCUGGCCACCAUCAUCAAGGACUCGUUGGACUGGUACGGCGAGGACGAGCACGGUGGACGCGUGCACGACCUCCUCGGCACACGCUGCGAUCCGUACAUCAACACGGUUCUCAGUGGCGGCAACUACAACUUCCAAUGCCAUUCUAACUUGACACGCGCCGUGUUGCCGUACGGUCUGAUUGAGCAGGACGUCCAUGAUGUGAUUAACAUUUUCCAAGUGACGGGAUUGGAUGAGCAGGGACGGUACUUUAUGAACCCAUGCCCGGCGCAGCCUGGAGAUCAUAUCGAGUUCCUGGCGGAACAGGAUCUUUUGAUGGCUUUGAGCACUUGCCCUGGUGGUGACCUCUCGCUUUGGGGCUUCGGCGAGGACAGCGAGGAGGAGAUGAUCAAGUGCUGUCGUCCGCUCAAGGUUGAAGUAUUCCGCCUAGAGGACGAGGGUCUCUUGCAGCGCGGUGGCUGGAGACCUGCCGAGGUUUCCAAGUACAGCGGACGUCACGGAAUGGAAAUCCCUCUGGGGGAAGUUCGCAAGUGAUUCUGAUGAACGGUACGGCUGUAGAUGCCUAGAUGGUGUUUUGGAGGAGUUACUUUUGGGAGGCUUGGGUUGUGAGGACUGGAGUUAGGCGCGCGU